AUGCCCAAGUACCCGUACGACGACUUUGUUGAGAUCACAGAUUUAUCGGACAUGGAGUUGUUGUACCAGAAGGAGAAGAACAUAAGCAAGAUGCUCACCUUCGACGCCAACGAGCUCGCCGUCAUCAAGAAGAUGGCCAUGGCCGAUGAGAGACUACAAACCUGCAGCAUGUUCUCGGCCCUCGCUACCCUGGUGUGGGAGGCUGAAGCAAGGUCAAAAUUCAAAGAACCACUCCCCAAGAAUUACUUUUGCAACCUCGUGACGACCACCUGCUGCCUCACCACGGCUGGCGAGCUGGCAGAACUGCCGAUCUCAUACACAGUGAAGCACAUCCGAAAGGCAUGUGGGCUAGUGGACGGGGACUACGUAUGGUCAAGGAUGGACUACAUCGACCUCUACAGGCCGUCGCUGACCUCAACGGGCAUACCUGUGAUUAGCUCAUGGACCUGCCUGGCUUAUGGGUGCAGCAACUUCGAGUGGGGUGACCCUACCCAAUUUGGAUGCAGGGACCUGUCGAGGGCAUUUUGCUUGCUCCAGCCCGAGGGCGGGAAGGGCAUCGCUGUAACGUUGGCCCUCCCAGAGUCCGGCAUGAACACCUUCCAGAAGUUGAUUAAUGAAGUGUAA
Molecule: messenger RNA, 624 nt
Organism: Punica granatum (pomegranate)
Lineage: Eukaryota; Viridiplantae; Streptophyta; Magnoliopsida; Myrtales; Lythraceae
Source: RefSeq, a predicted model, not a curated record